GUGAUCGAGAACCCUGAAGUGAUCGAGAACCCUGAAGUGAUCGAGAACCCUGAAAUGAUCGAGAACCCUGAAGUGAUCGAGAACCCUGAGGUGGUCAGGUACCUCGAGAUGAUCGAGAACCUCAAUUUAGGCACCGAGGAAGUCGGGCGGCAGAGCAAACAGCUCAGCUAUCCCAACAGACGGAAGCACGCCAGCGGAGAUCGAAAAAUCAUCGAUUAUCUGGGCCGCAUGUUCGCCGUAUCGUACACCAAAGAACCGCUCAUCAGGAGCUGUCCGGUGACGUUCAUCGCCCAAGAUAUCGUCAUCGGUUCGUCUAGCUGCGCUCUCAGGCUCGGCGGUCCUGGCACAAGCAAGGGGCUCAUGGUGGUACAUGGUUACCCUCACGACGAAAACAUCGAGCCAAACCCUCGCACGGUAGGGGACUUGGCACGAUAUGUGUCCAGUCACGGUGUGGUCGUGAAGAAGACAAUCUUCCACCCGAUGUACAACCACGACACACACGAGCACGACAUUGCCAUAUACUUCCUUAACAAGACCGUACCCACUGCCGUGCCUCUCAAGCUUCCAGUGCCAAUAGACGACUUCGUGGGUCUGAAAGUGUUCAUGGCGAGGUAUCGUUACUACGACGUGUCCGACGACGUGACAAUUCUCAUAGACCCUGAGGAACUCGUCACUAAAGUCGUGCCAAACUCAGAAUGUUCGAGGUCCUCACUGGCGGGUGUGGCUGCGGUCACGUCAAACGAUACACUCUGUGUCGCGCCUACCGAGCGGGAGCUGCCCCCAUGCUAUGGUGAGGUAGGGACACCAAUCGUGCACAUCGGAGGUUCAGGUGCCAUCACCAUGCUGGGUCUGAUGAUGGGUGGUUACCAUCACUGUGCCGGUAAACACUCCUACGCUGAGCCUGCCAUUAAAAUAAUCAAUUAUCUAGACUUUAUAGACGUGGCCACGUCUCCUGUCGAGAUCGUCGACUCUUAUUCUACGGCGGGAUCAGGGGCUUGGUACACGCGGCUCCUGGGGUGACAGUUGGGCGUCUUUUUCCAGACGAAUUCUCAUCUAUUCGUAGGCCAGAGAUUCAUGUCCUUGUAAAUACGCAGCAAUCGAAGACGAUGGCAAUAAAAAAGAUCAACAGGAAUGAAGGCUCGGUUUGCAAUGCUUGGAGGGCGAUACUAUCUUUUCAGAUUGUCAAAAGUCAUAGAAGCUCUACCAUAUGACCCUUUAUACAGUGCAAAAUUCUUUUGAAAAUUUCUUGACGAAGCUUUGAGGAUGAGAAUGUACCUAUACCCAAGCUUAGGCCUCGUUGAUUAAACUUUGUCGUAUUAGGUAAUUAUAAAUUGUGCGUCGAUAAUUGAUGGCCUUACAAUUCACAAGUCUAUAUAAUAUAGAUGAAUUGAAAAACAUUAUAGUAUUUAUAAAAUGCAGUCAUUCAAACUUCAACAACACCAGUAUAUCUAAAAUAUAAUAGUGGCAAAAAAUGCAUGCACUAACUAGCCGAUAAUUAAUUUGUCUUUCAAAAUUAACAGAUCGAUACCCUCGAUAGCAUUCAUAGAUAUAAGUUUACAGUUUCCAAUUUAAAGUUUAGUCUACUUACCCAGUAACCGGGGACAAAUAUAUCGGUAUUUUACCUUAUUUAUUGGUCAGGGGACAGGAGCGUGACAAGAACCCGGUGGGCGGAAGCGAAGGCUAUAUAAGGGCUAGUAACCUAAGUAAGGCGGGGGCUAGUAAGGCCCCCGCAUGCAUCAGUUGAGGCAGGUUUGAAAUAAACAUGACGAGUUGCUGUGAUCGCGUUGACCGUAUGCACCCCGCCAAACUUUUGAUUAACGCAAAGCUGCUUUUCAAAUUCAUCUAAAUUAGUUUUGAUAUCUUUUGUUGAUUAGAAAUCCUGAUUUCGAUACAAAAAAAAAUAACUUGCAAGGGCUUUCUUUAAGAUCCUCGACUAUUGAUGGACGCCUUGAGAGGCUGGAAUUAGUAAAUUCGCGUGUACAAUUCCAUUGCUCCUGAUCAGGGUCGUUUCAAAAUAGGCUCAGUUAAUCACUAUUAUGAUUAAUUUCAUACAAUCGUAUCGUAGUUAAAGGUAGCAAAGCAAGUCAAACGUAAAGAAAAGUUAUUGAAACGAGGAGUGAAUUGAAUUUAAACUUGAAAUCUUGAAUGCUUGUUUUCUUGUGGCCGCGGGACGGAUUCAUUUCAACAAAAGUAAAAGCCAAGCGAAAAUAAAUGGCUGGAACUGCGUCAACGGAAGUGCAGCGGCAACAGGCAAGUCGAAGCGGCUUUCAAAUUCAAAUAAGGUUAUAGUAAACUAAAUUUAUUCACUCGAGAUCAAAUUGUCACUCAGUGUGCUAAAAAUAGGUGUUGCUAUAUACGGCGGUGUGUCAGUGGGAACUUUUCUAAUUCCGGAAACCCGGCCCUGACCUAAACUACCCAACAUUAAACUUACCCUAGAUUAAACUAAAACUAUAAUCUUAUGCUUGCGAAAUAAUGUUCAAGGAAUGAACAAAUUUAAGCAGCUGUGGAAAAUUUCCCACACCAUUGUGUACAAUAUCCAGCAGUAACAAAUAUGUACGCAUUAAAAUCAGUAUAGUAAACAGUAUCCGGGAUAGGCAAUACAACAAUAUCCUACAAUGGCAAAAAUGUGCUGAUAACCGUUAUUAAUUUAUUAAUUGAACACAACGUCUUCGUUCGGAACGUUUCUGCACUGAUGUACAAUUAAUUGUGCUCAUGCAGGCGGGCAUCUGCCAGAAGUGAAAUACCGGCCACAGAUCUUUUAUUUAUUGUUUAAUUACCAUAAUUCAUAAUUAUACUUUUAUUAUUUAUAACUCAAUACUAUCUAAAAUGCACUACUUUCUUGUAUCACUCAUCCAUAUAGAGCCCAACUGUUUACUCCUGCUACGAGAUUUGUUAAUGUUGAAAUUCGUUGAAACGAUGCGAUUCAACUCUAUGACGCCAGAAAAAAAAACAUAUUGUAUUUUCUUACAUAUUAUGGACCUAUAUUUUUCUUGUCGAUUAAUGUAGGAUAUAGGGCAAAUCUAGCAACUGUAACACACUUUUUAUUAAAGUGCUUGAUAUAAAUAAAUUGAAAUUCAUCAGGCCCAAUGUUGGCUGCCCUGCGAUCGUUCAGUAAUGUCGGUCAAGGGGAUUUCUUAAAUAAAGAAAUAGAUACACAUAAUUACCUUCUUUUGGUGUUAAAUACUUGAACAUUUAGAAAAUUUAGAAAUAAUUUAUGCCCUCUUAGAUUAAUAAAUACAGCGAAAUCUAAAUUUAGACGCUAGUGCUAUUUUCAAAGUGAACAAAAUGUAACCGAAAAUCCAGCUCAGUGAAUCACGACCAAUUAAAUUUAAUAAUAUCAAA
Messenger RNA from Hyalella azteca, 3342 nucleotides. Its product is annotated as venom serine protease Bi-VSP. NCBI's taxonomy places the organism in Eukaryota, Metazoa, Arthropoda, Malacostraca, Amphipoda, Hyalellidae. Bases 55 to 1020 code for a protein of 321 amino acids. Gene Ontology annotation, molecular function: serine-type endopeptidase activity. The transcript is spliced from 5 exons. The record is from RefSeq and is a predicted model, not a curated record. Gene Ontology annotation, biological process: proteolysis.